Molecule: messenger RNA, 822 nt
Organism: Daldinia childiae
Lineage: Eukaryota; Fungi; Ascomycota; Sordariomycetes; Xylariales; Hypoxylaceae
Product: rRNA-processing protein efg1
Exons: 2
Coding region: 1-822 (273 amino acids)
Biological process (GO): maturation of SSU-rRNA from tricistronic rRNA transcript (SSU-rRNA, 5.8S rRNA, LSU-rRNA)
Cellular component (GO): preribosome, small subunit precursor; nucleolus
Source: RefSeq, a predicted model, not a curated record
AUGAGCUCCAAGAGGAAAUUUUCCGAGUUCAGGGCCGAUUCGCAAGAUGGCCCUCACGAGCGCAUUCCAGGAAGCCAUGCGCCGAAGUUCAAUAAUAAGAAGCCGAAAAAGAACAAGACAAAGCCAGAUAAUAUAAAUUGGCUCAAGAAACGAGUGCGAACAAUUGAGAGACGCUUCAAGAUGGGCCAGAAUAUGCCUGCAAACGUGGAGAAUGAUUUGGAGAGGGAACUUGCCCAUCACCAGCAGAAAAUUGCCGAGGCCGUAGAUGAAAAAAAGAGGAAGACGAUGAUUACAAAAUAUCAUAUGGUUCGCUUCUUUGAGAGAAAGAAGGCAGACCGGCUCGCGAAACGAAUCAAAACUCAACUAACGACGACCGAAGAUCCUAAAGAGAUUGAAAAGCUCAAAACAGACCUUCAUAAGGCAGAAAUUGACAGUAUCUACACCCGAUUCUUUCCUUACAGAGAGCGUUACAUUAGCCUGUACCCGGUCGGAGAGAAGGCGGAAGAUGCAAGUACGGCAGCACAGGCUCUACGUAGCGAACGGCCACCGCUAUGGGAGGUUAUAGAAAAGGCAGCAGAGAUAGGGACCCCAGCAUUAAUCGAAAUCAGGGAACGCAAACUGGAUACAGAUUCGAAAGGGAAAGCACCUAAUAAAUCUUUAGAGGAGUCUACCCCAACGAAAGCCAAUCGUUCUAGGACAAAGACCUCAGAUGCAUCUGGUCCUAUGAGUACCCAAAUGCCCAAGAACAGGUCUGAGAGACGUAAAAUGUCUAAAGCUCUAAAUUUGAGCGACAAUGAAAGCGAAGGUGGAUUCUUUGAAUAA